AACAAAAAGAAGGAGGGAAAGGAAAGGAAAUUAUUUGCAGCCACCAGAUGUGAGUGUUGCACAUGCAGGUCUUGAACUGCAAAGGGCUUGGAGUUUCUCACCUUUUGGCUUGCCGCUCCAUCGCCCAGGUUGAAGCUCUGAUCCAGAUCAACCAGGACCCCCCACCCCUGCAUUGCUCGCUUGGGGAGCCCUGUGCUGUGGCCCUUGGGAAGCUGUCAUUCAUCAGAAAGACCUCUGGGGGGCAGGAAACUUUCAGGCUUCGACUGCCUGGUGGCUCUGCUGGGUUGCUAUGGCCACUUCUCUUGCAGCACAAACUUCGGUGCCUGGGCUGAGUGUAGAUGACCGCACCAGGGCCCUGCGGUCCCACUGGGACAGACCCCCUCAGUGCCCUGGAUUGGAGCCCCCUGAGCUUCCAAUGGCAGAUCCAAGGUGCGCUGGAACUGGAAGAUGCGGGCAGGGCUGGCCGGAGAUCUCCUGGGAGAUCCAUGCCUCAUCAUAAGGGCAGCCUCUUGAUGUCGUGAUGACCUCAGGAGCCCGGCCAGGGUCCCUCAGCCCUGCUCCACGGAAGGGCCACACCAGCAGGGCUGCUUCGGGGACGGUGGUGACAAGGGAGGAGAAGCGGAAGGAACAGCCCCCUCGGAAUCACCUCCGCUCCCAGGUGUUAAGAACAGAAACACGAGCCUGGACAGAAGACGAGAUGCCCAUCGUUAAAUACCCCCGAAGAGUUGACCCCCUGUGGCACGAAUGGGAUCGGAAGGCGCAGAAGUGCGGAUUGAGGCACACGGUUUACGCCGUGAACGGAGACCGCUACAUCGGGGAAUGGCUGGACAACCUCAAACACGGCAAAGGAACUCAAAUAUGGAAAAAAUCCGGAGCGAUCUACAGCGGAGACUGGAAAUUCGGAAAACGGGACGGCUUCGGGACUUACAGUAUUCCAGACCCCGUGACAAAAGAUUAUAAGAAAGUAUAUUCCGGCUGGUGGAAAAAUGACAAAAUGUGGGGCUACGGAGUCAAGUUCUACUCCGACGGAGAAUAUUACGAGGGCGAAUGGGCCUGGGGGAAGCGACAUGGCUGGGGGCGGAUGUACUACAAAGACGGGGCCAUCUACGAAGGCCAGUGGUCCGAAGAUAUGCCCGGCGGUCAAGGGAUGUUCCGCUGUAAAAAUGAAAACCGCUACGAAGGUACAUGGAAAGACGGAAAGAAGCACGGCCCGGGAAAGUUUAUCUAUCUAGAUACCGGCCAACUCUACGAAGGAUACUGGGUGGCAGACAUACCAAAAUGUGGCACCAUGAUUGAUUUUGGCCGGGACGAAGCUCCGAUGCCCACUCAAUAUCCCAUCCCCAAGGUUGAGCUGGCGGAUGCAGACGGAGUCAUAGAAGAAGCUGUUCUGAUAUUACAGAACGCCGAAAUAUUCACUUCUCAGCUCCAGAACGAACGGGGUUGACUUUAAUCCUCACAGACAUUUCUCCGGUCAAAAUUGCUUUUUAACAGAAAAGACUCUCUGAUAGAUGCCAUUCCUUGGAAUAUAUUAUCCUGGCUGUCUUUUGGCCUUUUCCUUGGUUAUUUUUUCCCCCCGUAGGCGGGGGUAGUUUAGCAGCUGAAUCGGAGGGAUGGAUAGGAGACCAAGCGGAGAUUCCGGGCUAAUUUAAACCCAAAGGUCUCUGGAUCAAUUAGGACCGUAAAGGAGUGGACAGAGUCGUCCACUUACGACAAUGGGAACUAGAAUUCCCGUGGCGAAGCAAAGCGAUGCUUAAAAGUGAUUCGCGCCUGGAUUUUCUGACCUCUUCUGCCACGGUUGUGAAAUGGACCGCGGCAGCCGUAAACUGAAUCACGCGGUCGUUAAGCAAAUCUGACUUUUCCCAUCGACGUUGCUCGUCGGAAGCCGGUUGGGUAAGGUCCCGAAUGGGGGAUUACGUGACCCUGGAAUGGUACAACCAUUUAAAAUACCGGUUGGUAGGCAAGCAGCUGAAUUUUGAUCGUACGGGGAUGUUGCUAUGGUCCUAAGUGUCAACACCGGUUGUCACUUUUUUCAGCAGUAUGGUAAAAACCGCUUAAGUCUAACCAUAUACUCCAAGCCACCAUGUCAAGAGCCUUUAAAAAAUGUUGGAACUGUUAUUACUAUUUUUUUAGACCAACCAACCUCAGAUUUAUCACUAUCACAGUCUGUGUGGGUGCAAAAAACAAACAAACAAACCCCAAGAUCAAAAUCCAUCCGGCCAAAAUGUGAAGUUUUGCCUGAGUGAAAACGGUUAGAAACCUCUACAGCGAUGCUAAAUAUUUUGCUUCCCCCACCUACCCUCCCCGCCCCACCACGCGAAGGUUCAAAAUCAGCAGUUGAAAAGCGGGGGGGGGGAGGGGGGAAACCCCCGACAUGCUUUCCCGAAAACAGAGGAAAAAGUUCACCUACCACAAAAGUAAACUGGAAAAAAUAGUUUUAAUUUUCCUAUUUUCAUUUCUAGUCAUCUGGGCAUCUGCUGAGCAAACGUUCACGGCCUUCAAAGAAAAGUGAUUACAAAAAUGCACAGAACUCUCACACACACACCUCAGUUCAAACGAUGUGCAUGGCAGAAUCCUCUUUCUACUUAUUGUGUUAAAGGUAAAAGUUCCCCUCGCACAUGUGUGCUAGUCAUUCCCGACUCUAGGGGGCGGUGCUCACCUCCGUUUCAAAGCUGAACAGCCAGCGCUGUCCGAAGACGUCUCCGGGGUCAUGUGGCCGGCAUGACUCAACGCCAAAGGCGCACGGAACGCUGUUCCCUUCCCACCAAAGGUGGCCCCUAUUUUUCUACUUGCCUUUUUUACCUGCUUUCAAACUGCUAGGUUGGCAGAAGCUGGGACAAGACACGGGAGCUCACCCCCGUUACGGCGCUAGGGAUUCGAACCGCUGAACUGCCAACCUUCCGAUCGACAAGCUCAGCGUCUUAGCCACUAAGCCACCAUGAUUUACUGUGUUAGUUUUUGCAAAAUGCGGGAGAAUGCGGCUGAAAGGACCGAUUUGACACUGUCCUAGCAAAUUUUGCCAAGGGACAAUAACAAUAAUGAAGUUAUGAUUAUAACAGUCUAGAGAAAAAGAGGACUAGGGGGUGAUAUGAUAGCAAUAUUCCAAUAUUUCAGGGGCUGCCCCAAAGAAGAGGGAGUCGAACUAUUCUCCAAAGCCCCUGAAGGCAGGACAAGAAGCAACGGGUGGAAACUCAUCAAGCAGAGAAGCAACUUAGAACUGAGAAGAAAUUUCCUGACAGUGAGGACAAUUAAUCAGUGGAACAACUUGCCUCCAGAAGUUGUGAAUGCUCCAUCACGAGGUGUUUAAGAAGAGACUGAAAUGGUCUAGAGUCUCCUGCUUGAGUAGGGGGUUGGACUAGAAGACCUCCAAGGCCCCUUCCAGCUCUGAUUAACUGAUUAAUGAGAGGUCCUUGGUGCUCUCUAAGCUUGGUUGUUUUCAUUACCCAACUAGGUAACAUCAUCAUUGCUCCAACAACAUUGCUCCAACACUGGAAAUUUUUAAGAAAACGUUGGAUAAUCAUCUGUCUGAGAUGGUGUAGGGUUUCCUGCCUGGGCAGGGGGUUGGACUAGAAGGCCUCCAAGGUCCCUUCCAACUCUAUUGUUAUAUUAUUAUUAUUAUUAUUAUUAUUAUUAUUAUUAUUAUUAUUAUUAUUAUUAUUAUUAUUAUUAUUAUCAGUGCUCGUCCAAAUAAUCUCUGCCAACAGCAGCAGCAUUUCUCAAUCUUGGCCACUUUGAGAAGGCUGGACUUCAGCUCCCAGAAUCCCCCAGGCAGCAUCUCUUUCCUUUCCUUGUUCUAAUCCUGGCUAACAAUAUUUUCCUAUUUUUCAUCCACUAUGUGGGUUAAGGGAUUGUGUGUGUGUGUGUGUGUGAAACGUUUGUAUAAUUGGGAAGUUUGGAGGUGUUUUUUUUUUUUUAACAUUUCUGAGGAUGCCCAUAAGAAUAAGAUAGGUGGCCAAAGUAUUUUAUAAAGGCAACAACGGCUUCAAAGAACACAAUUGUGAAGACACACAUAGGAGUACAAAUGUGUUUUUCCUAUGGGGACACACCCCGAAAUAGCUCUCCCAAUUCAAACACGCCCGCAUUCCAGAUUUCCAGAGGCUCAUAAAGAGCCUGCGGGAAAAAUUUUUUGAAACCUACCAUGUUUUGACACCAGGAGUCACUAAAAUAAAAAAAUGGAGCAAGGAAACAAAUCAAAAUAAUAAUAAUAAUAAUAAGCUGCUUCUUAGAAGCUGGUUAAAAGAGUGGUUGGGGGAGGCUCUGUGUGUCCCUCUCUUGCCUGUUUUGCUUCAGCUGGUCAGCAAAACCAGACUUUGACCCUGGAUGUUCUCAAGAACUUAAGCCUUCAGGCAACGCACGAUUCCAGCCAACCUGUUAUUUAACCCAAAGGAGUCCAAGGUAGAGUAGAGUAGAGUUAGAAUAGAAUUAGAAUAGAAUAGAAUAGAAUAGAAUUAAUAGAGAAUAGAAUAGAAAAUAGAAUAAAGUUAAUAGAAAAGAACAGAGCAGAAUGGAAUAAGGAAAGAAUAGAAAAUAGAAUGGAAUUAAUAGAAAAAUUCAAGUCUGAUCAUCUUGAAGUUUGGAAUGGAAUGGAAUAGAAUGGAAUAGAAUAGAAUAGAACCAAACCAAACCAAACCAAACCAAACCAAACCAAAAAACAAAAACAGAGUUGGAAGGGACCUUGGAGGUCUUCUAGUCCAACCCCCUGCUUAGGCAGGAUACCCUACACCAUCUCAGACAGAUGGUUAUCCAACAAUUUCUUAAAAACUUCCCCUGUUCACAACUUCUGGAGGCAAGUCGUUCCACUGAUUAACUGUUCUAACUGUCAGGAAAUUUCUCCUUAGUUCUAAGUUGCUUCUCUCCUUGAUUAGUUUCCACCCAUUGCUUCUUGUCCUGCCUUCAGGUGCUUUGGAGAAUAGCUUGACUCCCUCUUCUUUGGGGCAGCCCCUGAGAUAUUGGAACACUGCUAUCAUGUCUCCCCUAGUCCUUCUUUUCAUUAAACUAGACAUACCCAGUUCCUGCAACCGUUCUUCAUAUGUUUUAGCCUCCAGUCCCCUAAUCCUCUUGGUUGUUCUUCUCUGCACUCUUUCUAGAGUCUCCACAUCUUUUUUACACCGUGGCGACCAAAACUGAAUGCAGUAUUCCAAGUGUGGCCUUACCAAGGCAUUAUAAAGCGGUAUAUAAUGCUUCCCACCAAAUCUCUAA
Ahaetulla prasina is the source of this 5196-nucleotide messenger RNA. It is a transcript of the gene MORN3, whose product is annotated as MORN repeat containing 3. The record is from RefSeq and is a predicted model, not a curated record. NCBI's taxonomy places the organism in Eukaryota, Metazoa, Chordata, Lepidosauria, Squamata, Colubridae. The coding region runs from base 521 to 1444 and encodes 307 amino acids. The transcript is spliced from 7 exons.